This is a messenger RNA of Dentiscutata erythropus, 235 nucleotides long. Lineage: Eukaryota; Fungi; Glomeromycota; Glomeromycetes; Diversisporales; Gigasporaceae. The record is from the annotation of a GenBank genome assembly.
AUGUCAAAAAACACAUCGACAGAAUAUGUAAAGCUCAUAAGCUCAGACAGAUUUGAAUUUAUCAUUAAAAAAGAUAUAGCCCUCUUUUCUGGAACGAUAAAAAAUAUGUUAUCGAGUCCUGGUCAAUUCAUGGAGUCGGAACAAAAUACGAUUCAUUUUCGGGAUAUUAAAGCCGUAAUAUUGGAGCAAGUUUUUCCAUACUUUUACUCUACAGAUCGUUCCAAUAAUCCCACAA